Marmota flaviventris (yellow-bellied marmot) is the source of this 3825-nucleotide messenger RNA. Lineage: Eukaryota; Metazoa; Chordata; Mammalia; Rodentia; Sciuridae. The record is from RefSeq and is a predicted model, not a curated record.
AUGAGUGUUGGCAGAAAGAAAUCAGGUUACCUGGCUUUGGUGAUUGCAGCCUGUGUGCUGAAUUUUCAGAGAGCGCUUCCUCUUUUUGGGAUCACCGUGGCUGCCAUCUUCUUCAUUGUCUGGGAUCACUUGAUGGCCAAAUAUGAACAUCGAAUUGAUGAGAUCAUAUCCCCAGGCAAAAUGCUGCUGAACAGCCACUGGUUCUGGCUGAAGUGGGUGAUUUGGAGUUUAUUGAUCCUAGCGAUCAUCUUCUGGCUGAUCUUCGACACCGCCAAAUUGGGCCAACAGCAGCUGGUGUCCUUUGGUGGACUCAUAAUGUACAUUAUCCUGUUGUUUAUAUUUUCCAAGUACCCAACCAGAGUUUACUGGAGACUUGUCUUUUGGGGAAUUGGGUUACAAUUUCUUCUUGGACUGUUAAUUCUAAGGACUAAUCCUGGAUUUAUUGCUUUCAAUUGGUUGGGCACACAAGUUCAGGUCUUGCCAAUUGUGAUUUUCUUCAGCACUGUGAUGUCCAUGUUAUACUACAUGGGAUUGAUGCAGUGGAUCAUCAGAAAGGUUGGAUGGAUAAUGCUUGUUACUAUGGGCUCAUCUCCUAUUGAGUCUCUAGUUGCUGCUGGCAAUAUAUUUGUUGGACAAGUAAGUUGCAAUACCAAGAAAGCAAGCAAUACAAGACAUCUACUAAAUGGAUACUUGGGUGCAUACAUUUCUUUUGGAGUUUCAUCCACCCACUUAUUAACAGCUUCAGUUAUGUCAGCACCUGCAUCAUUGGCUGUUGCUAAACUCUUUUGGCCUGAGACAGAAAAACCUAAAGUAACCCUCAAGAAUGCCAUGAAAAUGGAAAAUGGUGAUUCAAGGAAUCUCCUAGAAGCUGCAACACAGGGAGCAUCCUCAUCUAUCCCUCUGGUGGCAAACAUCACUGUGAAUCUGAUUGCCUUCUUGGCCAUGUUGUCUUUUGUGAAUUCAGCCCUGUCAUGGUUUGGAAACAUGUUUGACUACCCACAGCUGAGUUUCGAGCUAAUAUGCUCCUACAUCUUCAUGCCCUUUUCCUUCAUGAUGGGAGUGGACUGGCAAGACAGCUUUAUGGUUGGCAGACUCAUAGGUUAUAAGACAUUCUUCAAUGAAUUUGUGGCUUAUGAGCAACUCUCACAAUUGAUCAAUUUGAGGAAACAGGCUGGACCUAAAUUUGUGAAUGGCACUCAGCAAUAUAUGUCAAUUCGUUCUGAGACAAUUGCCACUUAUGCCCUCUGUGGGUUUGCCAACAUUGGUUCCCUAGGAAUAGUGAUCGGUGGACUCACCUCUCUAGCUCCUAGCAGAAAGCGGGACAUCGUCGCUGGAGCAGUAAGAUCUCUGAUCUCAGGGACCGUUGCUUGCUUCAUGACAGCCUGUGUCGCAGGCAUACUCUCUGGCACCCCCGAGGACAUCAACUGCCAUCACGUUUUAGAGAAUGCCUUUAGCUCCAGUUUACCUGGCAAUGCAACCACAGUGGUGUCUUGUUGCCAAAGUCUGUUGAGCAGCAUUACUGUCAAGGAGCCUGGUGAGGUCAUCCCAGGAGGAAACUACAACCUGUACUUUGUGAAGGGCUGCUGCAAAUUAUUGAAUCCACCAACACUGAACUGCAGUUGGAUCCCUGACACAUUUUGAAUUCCACCACUUCCCCAUUGGAACUCUGAGUGAAGAUGUUGAGCUAUUGUCUACGGAUUAAUAAAUUUAAUCAUGGAAUCAAGUUUAAUUGCAAGGAAAGAAGAAAAAUUAAGAGUGAACCUUCCAGAGCUAUAACAUCUCCCUACUUCCCUUCCUUCCCCAACACACCUUCUCCACACUGUGACCUACUAUGAUGUCUCCAACUGAGGUAUCAUCUCCACUCUCAACAGUGUCUUCUAACCUUACAUUUUUAAGGCAUUUCAUGACAAUACAGGUUUAAACAGUAGCUCUCAAUAACACGGCUGUGACUCAGCCAUAUCUUCUUAGAUUAAAUGGCCCCAGAGUGACUUGUUUUAAACACAUCUCAGGUGACAUCACUCUGCAUUCACCCUAACUUCCCUGAAAUAAUUUGAACUUGAAUUUCACCCAAAAGGAAGGCUGAUCAGCAAACACCUACUGAUUGGCUACCAUCCAGAGGUCCUACCUAAAUCCAAAGUUCUUCAGAAAACCAUGUAGACCAUACCAGAAUAAGGAUUUAAAUUCUGUAAUCUUGGAGAGUUGUAUCAAUCAGUUUAAGUUAAGUUAUACUGCAGUAACAAACAAUCACAAAAAGUUGUAGCUAAAUUUAUCUUUCACUCAUAUUAUGUUUGUAAUGGUCAACUUUGGCUUAAUCUAUAUUUUCUUAAUUUCCAGGAUGCAGGCUAAAGAAGCAGCCUUUGUGUGAGGCAUGCUGGUAUUAGAGAGGGAAAAGAAAGGUAGGGAUAACAUGAUGGUUCUUAAAAUUUCUGCUAGUGGAAGUGACACCAUUCACUUGCCCUAUAUUCCAUUACCCAGAAGAAGUCCUAUGGGAAAUAUAAUGUCUGUGACCAUAGAGGAAUUAUCCUAUCAAAGAGAAGGAUGGUAAGUAUUUUACAAGAAUAAUAUGAUACUACAGAGUACAUGAUAUCUAUUCUUCCUUCAAGGAGUCGACUUGUUACAGGACAUAAUGGUAGGUCUAUUCAUGUGCAAAUUUAGUAAUAUUCCUGGUGACAAGACUGGAAAGCAAUCUUCAUUCAAAAAAAGCCAUAUAAGGACUAAUCAAGAAGAAAAAUAAGUUCUUGUUCAGAUCUGAACAACUUCAUUAAUAUUUCCAUUGACCAGAGAGAUGUCAACAUCAAACUUGCUAACUGGGUCUCAGAAAAUGUCAGAGAUGAUGGUGCUUUCCUUUAAUGACAUGCUCAUCACUGAUGCUCUUAAUAUUCCAAAGAACACAUUGUGUGAGAAAACACCAAUGCCUCUGAGUCAAAAAGUGACUCACAAAGAAGAGACUCUGAAUGUGACAAAGUUCUGAUACCUUAAGCAAUUUGUUUCUUUUUUUUUUUUUUUUUCAAUCUGUUCAUGCACAGGAGUUAUUAUUUUUUAAAAAGAUCAUGAGUAAACAGUUGUGUUGUUUUGCUGUUCUUUUGGUUUUGGUUUGUUAGACAUGAAGGAGUGAUCUCAAAGGACUCUUUAUCCUUGAAGUAAAUAUACCAAAAAUAUUUCUAAUUUUUUAUUUGAAUUCAUUUUUCUUGGGAUCCAAUAUGCCCUUUCAGUCUUUACACUUUAUUUUAGAAAAAUAUAUUUGCAUGUCUUUUUGGUUUCAGGCUUCAUUAUAGCAUAGGACAAUAUGUCAAAACUGCCAAUAAUUCACAUUUUGGUUCUCCUUUCUCAGUUAUGGCUAUGUAAUGACAAAGGAUCGAGUUUAAAAAUUCGUUGGCUAUUAGAGAGCCUCGGGGAUGAAAUGGAAUAGAAGGAUCCAAAGAGUUAAAAAGAAUUAGAAAAUCUUUUGUCAUUACUAUUCUUUAAAUAUUUGUAACUCUCCUCUAAGCUUGUUUUUUUUUUUUUACAUAAUUGCUACUCUGCUUAUUAUUAAGUUUGUCUUUUCAAAUUGUAAAAUUAGUCAUCUUUAAUAAAAAAUGAAGAUUGUAUAAACAUAGCUAAACAUAUUUCUCCUCACCCUGUUUACCUGGCUCUCUUACCAGUACCACACCCCCAGGCUGUCACUGUUAAUUGACUAGCUCACACAUCUUUCUCCUUGCUUAUACAAAUGGUUUAUUAGAAUGCGGGGGAUUUAUUGUUGGUGAGCAAAUGGAAUGAGUCUAUUUACACAUUACUUUAACUUCCUUCUUUUUAGUUGGCAAUAAACAUGGACAUUCCUGAAAGUUA